CUUACUUAUCGUCAUCCCAGAAGUGAUCCCUCCCCAUCAGGUUUAAAGCAUAUUGGCUGAUGACAUGGAGGAAUCUUCACUCUGGCUGCUGCACCUGUACCUCAUCAGUGAAGAGAGGACCCUGGUUUCCAAGAAUGCCAGCUCAGCACCUUUCACCAGCACUGAUACAUGCACAGCUGUGUCUGAGGAUGCGGCAUAUUCACGUCGGGUGUCUUGUGGCAAUGACUUUCUUGUGGGUGGCAAACAGGAUGCAUGCUAAGAAAGGUGUCAAAUGUGGCGGAGUCCUCUCCGCACCAUAUGGCAACUUCUCCAGCCCUAAUUUCCCUGGACUUUACCCCUAUGACACCGAGUGCAUGUGGCUCAUAGUGGUCACAGAAGGAUCCUCAGCCCUGUUGACCUUUGACCACUUUGACCUGGAAUAUCACAACAGCUGUGACUACGACUACCUCAAAAUCUACAACGGCUUCUCCGAGGAUGAGGGGAAUCUCCUGGGAAAGUUCUGUGGCAAGAGUUCUCCUCCUCAGUUUACUUCUUCCUGGCAUGUCAUGUCCAUCAUCUUCCACUCAGAUAAGCACGUGGCCAGUCAAGGCUUUUCUGCAGCUUACCGGAAAGAUGUUUGUGGAGGAGUGCUCACAGGCCUUUCCGGCGUGAUAACAAGCCCCCAUUACCCUGAGAAUUACCCCAACAAUGCUGAAUGCCGCUGGAUCAUCCGGGCAGUGCCCAACUCCAUCAUCAAGCUGGUUUUUGCUGACUUUCAGAUGGAAAACAACGAGGGAUGCAAUUUUGAUUACGUGGCUGUCUAUGAUGGGCCCACGAUGGGGGACAUGCAUCUCAGCCACUACUGUGGGAAUAUGAAACCCCCUGAUAUCGUCUCUUCCACACACGAGCUCCUGGUGAUGUUCAAGUCAGACUUCAACAUAGGAGGUAGAGGCUUUAAGGCCUAUUUUUUCUCAGGCAAAUGCCAGGAAGUAUACACAGCCAUCAAAGGAAAUUUCUCCAGUCCUCAGUAUCCCAGCUUUUACCCCAACAAUAUCAAAUGUCAUUGGACCAUCCAGCUCCCCCCAGGAUACCGAAUCAAAGUCUUCUUCCUGGACUUGGCUCUGGAGGGGAGGAACAGCCUAACAGAUGGCUGUGAUUAUGACCAUCUGGCAGUAUUUGAUGGAGACACUGAGAAAGCUUCCCUCCUGGGGAAGUGGUGUGGGAGAGAGAUGCUCUCUCCCAUAACAUCCACUAGAAACAAACUGCUGUUGGUCCUCCACACGGACAGGAACACGGCCAACAGGGGGUUCUUGAUAGCAUAUAUUGGAGUUGUUCCCGUGAACGUCAGCUGCACGCGAACAGAUUUCCAGAUCCAAAUUCCUGUGCAGUCUCUUGCCCAGCUGGAGAGAAAUAAGAUUUAUUUAGGGACCCCGUCCUGUCCUGCCCAAGUGGUUGGCCUGAACUUUAAAAUACACACCAGGUUCGACACCUGCGGUAUUGAGUCCCAGAAAAGAAACCACACGUCUGUGAUUGUCAGUAUCCUGUAUAUCGACUUCUCGGCUGGGAGCCAGGAGGACAUUCAUGAAUAUGAAGUGCAGUGUGAGCCCAAGAGGAAAGAAGCCUCAGUAAAUCUUAUCUCGAGCUCUGACCCCUACCGGCUGACCCAGUAUGCUGAGAACCUGGUGGAGCCCCACGGGCAGCAUACGGAAGCAGUGGAGGCCUAUGAGAACAAGAGCCAGGACAGCAGUGACAUUGUCUUCAUUAGCAUCUGUAUUCUUGCUGGCAUCCUCAUGGUGAUUGCUGUGGUUGGACUAGUGCUGUUAUAGGAUGCUGCCUUCAGCCCAGUUCCUCCUCGCCUGCCCUCUGUCCCUGUCACAGACACACAUGUACAGCCAGUGUCCUUUCGUCCGAGAUCCUGGGCUUAGCUCAGCUUCCAUGUCCUGAAACAGAGGUUGGGUUCAACCUCCAUCUCCUCUCUGUUCUCUGGAGAAACUGGUAUAAUAGGCAAACAGUUCCUCUUCUCAGCUAUAUAUUUUUUUCUUCCCAUCUGUCAACUGGAUUUAGGAAUCUGAUUCUUGGGUUUCAUGACUCUUCCUACAACUGUUUCCAGUGGUGGGGCUACAGUAAGGGGUAUAAUAUUGUUUGCC
Molecule: messenger RNA, 2126 nt
Organism: Gopherus evgoodei (Goodes thornscrub tortoise)
Lineage: Eukaryota; Metazoa; Chordata; Testudines; Testudinidae
Gene: CDCP2
Product: CUB domain containing protein 2
Exons: 7
Coding region: 60-1805 (581 amino acids)
Source: RefSeq, a predicted model, not a curated record